Nannizzia gypsea CBS 118893 is the source of this 396-nucleotide messenger RNA. RefSeq lists its product as hypothetical. The transcript has a single exon. Lineage: Eukaryota; Fungi; Ascomycota; Eurotiomycetes; Onygenales; Arthrodermataceae. Bases 1 to 396 code for a protein of 131 amino acids. The record is from RefSeq and is a predicted model, not a curated record.
AUGAAGAUCUCAUCUCCCGUCAUUGCGGUUGCCGCCAUUGCCUUCGCUUCUUCCGCCAACGCCUGGCGUUUGAAUGCCUACCAGCUCCAGAACUCUGAGGGUCCCAAGUUCACUGCUGGUGGACCGGGCGCUUCCGGAAGUGCCUGUCACAGCGUUGGUGAUCUUAACAACAAAAUCUCCUCCAUCGAGUGGUACUCCGAUGACCCAACACACAACACCCGCUGUUGCUUCGUCCCCUUCAACGGCCUUGGCUGCACCGAUGGCCUUGGUCAGAGCUGGUGCCGCAACAUUCGUGUCUACGACCUUGGUAUGAUCGGUAUGGACAACAAGAUCAGCUCUUUCCGUACCGACUGCUAUAAACCAACCACCAAGCGCAUGGAGGAGUUCCAGUUCUAG